Messenger RNA from Pelodiscus sinensis (Chinese soft-shelled turtle), 3156 nucleotides. The record is from RefSeq and is a predicted model, not a curated record. NCBI's taxonomy places the organism in Eukaryota, Metazoa, Chordata, Testudines, Trionychidae.
GGUUCUCCUGGGGGAGUCGCAGUCAUGGGCAGCUCUGUGGGAGCCUCCGGCCAACCUCCAUGCAUCCGGCAAAACCCCAGUUCUCUCUCUCGACGCCACGUCCACCCAUUACAGGACCCCCAAACCAGGACCGAGCAGCACCCAGGUCUGGGUUUGAGUCACUCUUCUCACGUAGCCCGGGCUAGCUCUGGCCACGGCCGAAAGCUAGCCAGAACUCUGCUACGAGCAGCCUCGCGCCGGCCACUCGGAAACCACGGCGACGGCCGGCGUUCCAGUUACCAAGCCAAUCUUAGCUUUGCCCCUGGGGCACAUCGUUCCCACCAGGCCUCCGGCUACACAGCGCCCUGCUAUUUCCCCUCCAGAGCCCCUGCCUCGUUCACUGCGCAGGCUGGACCGUGCAGCGACUGAGGCUGCUACUGAGUUCUCCCUGGCUCGUUCACCUCACAACUCGACCGACCCAGAAGGGCCCAUAAAAGCUCCUGCGAAGGUUUGCGCCAGAUUUAUACUGUGGCAAUAGCAAGUACAAAAAUAAGGCCAAGAGCCACAGGGCCCUGCCUCCUCUUCUGCACAUCAUCCAAGCUGACGGGAAACUCCCCGAGGCCCGGACAUUGCCUGACUCUCUGGAGAGUCAAGAGACACACCCGCCCUCGUUAGACAACCAGCACGGGGUGAAUGGGACUUUGACUGAAGCAGUGGGACCAACCCCAGCUUGGGUUGGUAAGAAUGAUUGACGGGGGCCUUUCAUUUGCCUCCUGGUGUUCAAGCCUGUCGGGGUGGCUUUGCUCCAUAACUCUGGAGCCGAGGGGCCCAACUUAAUUUGAAAACAAGGGCCUCAUAUCACCUGGCUGAGGCCCUAGGACGGGACGACUUCGUCUCUCACCGACGUGCGCUCUGCUCCUCAGAAGUUCAUCGCUCCGACGGCUGGCUCUCCGGCAGGGCGUCUCCACAGCCACAAGCUGCAAGGUCACUGGCGGGGAGGUGAUGUAGGCCGGGGAAUAGGCAGCAGGUUAAUGCUGAAAGACGGGGUCCGCUUUCUGGGCAAUGCAGAGGGAAGAGUGGAAAUCCCAGCUCUCCCAGCAGACAUGCCUUCAAGGGGGCCAGGCCUGGGUAGCGCCUUAAAAACGGUUCCUUCUUGUGUCACGGCGCAGUCCCCCGCAGUAAUAAUGCUGCAUAAACAGACCCCUAAGCCCUUUAUCCCCAGCGGUGUAACCGAUCCCCCACCCCGUCAUGGAGACUGGCUGUAAAAUCCAGCUCCGGCUCAUUAAUCCCCACACCCCCCCGAAUGGCUCCUUUGUGUACGGGGCGCAGGGGUGGAUCCACCCACCGGCCUGUUCACUUCUAGGACCCGAGCGGGGUGUCCGCCAUGCCACGAGCGUGGCUGUUCUCAGCCACGGUCCAGAAGGACCUGUCCCCUGCAAGGCUGCCAGCCGGGUGCCCCGGCCCCAGAACGUGUCCCCGUGGAGCAGCAGCUGUUUCUCAGGUCCCAGGGUGACAGUGGGGGGUUGUCCUAUGGCAUCCGGCCCUGUCCCCCCUGGCAAAGCCAGGCACCUGCCGGUGGUGGGCGGGCAGCAGCCCUUCCGAGCUCCUUUCUGGCUUCCACCCUGCACCAAAGCAGCCGGGGAGGAAGGUGGCGUCGCCGCGGGCGGUGAGCAGCAGCCAGGUCAGGCGGUUUCCGGCAGCCGGGUAAAGCAUUCGUUCCGCUGCCCAGCGACGGGAAAAUAUGAGUCUGGAGCAGACAACUCCCCGGCCCCCGAGGGGGACUGUCUGCCCGGCACGGAGACCCUGGCCCGAGCGCGGGAGGCCGUAACUCACUGCAGUGACAGCCAGCUCCGCGAGCAGAGGGGAACGGGGGUAAUUUGCCAUCAAGUCCUGGGGCUGUUCCUCGGAUGCUGGGCCAGACGCAGCUCCCUCCUCUGCCUUUGCUUGGGAUCCUGGUCGCUGCUUCCCCCGGGGCAGCUGCGACUGUUGGCUCCGGAGAGAACCAGGAUUUUUAACAGUCGCGACCAGCGCGAGGGACCCAAGGAGAAUAAAUCCCCAUCGCUUCUGGCCCUCGACACGCUUUCCCCAAGCAGCACGGACAAUGUACGCACCCGCCGAGUGAAUAUUAAAAACUUACCCCCCUCGCCCGCCCAGAUCCGGUGUCCCAAUCUCCUAGUUUGAAGUCCCCCGGGGGCUCGGCCACUCCUGUCGUGGCUCGGUGGAAUUCUGAGAGCAGCUGCCCUUUCCCAAGCUCCAUGAUUUCCCAGCGAGAUUAUUUCCCUGCUAUCGCAGGAUCUCGGAUCCGAAGCAGGAGUGAAACAGGCCAUCCAGUAGAGCUAGAGCAAGCGCAGCGGGAGACCCUGGUGUUCGCAGGGAUGAGCAAAGGAGGUAAAAUACAAACAAAACAGGCCCGAAUGGCCUGCCCAGGCCCUCCGCACUUGGGCUGACGUCUGAGCGAGCUUCUGCCCACUGGGGCUCUGACUAGCCACCUGGGCCUAGAUUCUGAAUUCAGUCCACACUGGUGCAGACCGGGAGGAACUCCAAAAUCAGGGGCACGGCUCCAGAGAAGCAGAGAUCGGGAUCGGGGCCCAUGGAUGGCUCCCUUGGGCAGUACAGAAAUACCCACCCCGGCAAGGCGAAUAUUUGCACUCCUCCUAACCAGGCUCUCGUACAAGUCAUUCUGUGCACAGCUGCCCGCCAACACUCCCCCCUCAUUGGGUCGCCAGGGGCUAGAAUCAAGUAACCCGGCUUGGUGUUAAUUACAGGCAGCCAGGCUGUUGGUGCUGCUGACACAAAACUUCCCUUCUAACCCUCCACGUCAGGCGGUUUUCAGCACGGCUGGGUCAGGGCUCUUGGGCCCUGCUUCUGAGACUUGAGCCCAAAGGGAGCGAGGUGCUGAAAGACCCACAGGCGGGAAAGGGUGAGGAAUAUUAACCCCCAUGCAAUGCCUGUCCCACUGGAGCCAAACCUGGAGGAAUUUCUCAGUGUUCAGCUACCCAAUUUUACGGCUUUCAGCUGCUUGGGAAAGGUCCCUACAACUCAAUAGGAGAAGCCAGCUUGGGGGAGGGGGCGAGUCACCCGACCCGAUGAGAGACGAGAGACGGAGCCGUCUACAACCCAGCCAGGCACCACAACCCACAACCCACCAGCGAGGGGAGGACGGGCGAGGCGAGGCCC